UAUUUAAAAUUUGUAAAAAAUUGGGACGAACAGAAACAUGUUGAGUCAUUACAGCAAAGAGGUGCUCCUCAGACACUGGUCCUGGCGGAACUUUCAGUCCUGCCGACGAAACUUCAGCGAGAGCCCCACAGAGCCGCCGCCGUACCACUGGCACAAGCCCAUGGGCCAGCAUACGGACAUAAGAAUCUACAACAAUGGAAUGCGCCGGAAAGUUCCCCUUAUACUACGUAACCCGAACAUGGUCACCUGGUACACAUGCGGCCCAACAGUCUACGACUCUGCCCAUCUAGGCCAUGCCAGCACCUAUGUGAAGGUGGACAUCAUUCAACGCAUUCUACGUAACUAUUUCAAUAUAAAUCUCGUCACUGCCAUGAAUAUUACAGAUGUGGACGACAAAAUCAUUAGAAAAGCCCGCGAUUCCGGCUGCGAUUGGCUGGGAAUGGCCCGUACCUAUGAAGCCGAGUUUAAACAGGACAUGCUGCGUCUCAACGUCCAGCCACCGGACAUACGCACCCACGUCACAAGCAACAUGCCGGCGAUUGUGCAAUUCAUAGAAGAGCUCAUCAACGAUUCGCAUGCCUACGUGACGGAGGACAAUUCUGUGUACUUUGACGUGUCCAAGUAUCCACACUACGGCAAACUGCAGAGGCUGGGCAUGAGCACCGAAGAGAAGUCGGAUCUGUUUAAGCAGAACAGUGCGGACUUUGCUCUUUGGAAGGCCAAGAAGGAGGCUGAUGAGCCCAGUUGGGCGGCUCCUUGGGGUGGAGAGGGUCGCCCCGGCUGGCACAUUGAAUGCAGUGCCAUUGCCGGAUUCUUUUUCGGCCACAAACUGGAUUUUCAUGCUGGCGGCCUGGACCUAAGGUUCCCCCAUCACGAGAAUGAGGAGGCGCAAUGCUGUGUCCGCUACCAGACCGACCAAUGGGUAAACUACUGGAUGCACACGGGCCAGCUGUACAUAGCGGGGGACGAGCAGAAAAUGUCGAAAUCCCUGGGCAAUACCAUAUCCAUCAGCGAGAUGCUCCAGAGCUACACCUCCGACGAGUUUAGAAUGGCCUGUCUGUUGUCCAACUACCGCAACGCAAUGCCCUAUAGCGAGCAGUUGAUGCUGACCGCCCGUCAGACGCUGCAGCGUUUCAAGAACUUUCAGGCGGACCUCAGUGCCUAUACGCAGUUCCUCAAGCCGAUUCGGAAGCUGGAUGAGGGGGCCCUCAAGGCACAGAUCGCCCACAUGGUAACCGAGUUCGACAGCAGCUUGCGUGAUGACUUCGAUACGGCGCGUGGCGUCAGCGUGCUGAUCGAUCAGAUGACUAGCAUAAGUCGCUGCAUAAAUGAGCAGCAAGUGGAUGCCGAGGAAGAGCCAGCCUAUUGCCUGGAUCUCCUGACGGCAGCCGGCAACUACAUAAACCGGGCCAUGCUAACUUUUGGCAUUACCAAACUGACCGAGACGGAGAGCCUUUCACAGGAGAUACCAUUACCGACUGCGGGUGGGGCUGUGGACCCCGCUCUUUUGAUAGCGGACAUCCUGGCCAUACGCGGAAAACUGCGACGAGAAGCGAUAUCCGGGCAGCAGAAGAACAUUCCCCUGUUGGCCGCAUGCGACGAGCUGCGCAACCUGCUGGAACAACAUGGCAUCCAAAUACGUGACCAUAAAGAAGGCAGCUCUUGGGUCUACGCUUCUCGAGCCGCCGCCAGUGAACGCAAACAGUGAAAGCAUUUGGCUGUGCCAAAUGAAAACCCAAAAUGGAAAUGAGAGUGUUGUGUCUACGUCAUGGUUAUUAUUACAUAAAUUCAGAUCUGAGACUCAG
Molecule: messenger RNA, 1805 nt
Organism: Drosophila persimilis
Lineage: Eukaryota; Metazoa; Arthropoda; Insecta; Diptera; Drosophilidae
Gene: CysRS-m
Product: cysteine--tRNA ligase, mitochondrial
Exons: 2
Coding region: 38-1708 (556 amino acids)
Biological process (GO): cysteinyl-tRNA aminoacylation
Cellular component (GO): cytoplasm
Molecular function (GO): ATP binding; cysteine-tRNA ligase activity
Source: RefSeq, a predicted model, not a curated record